This is a messenger RNA of Pieris macdunnoughi, 1308 nucleotides long. NCBI's taxonomy places the organism in Eukaryota, Metazoa, Arthropoda, Insecta, Lepidoptera, Pieridae. The record is from the annotation of a GenBank genome assembly.
AUGAAGCUUACGUUAAUCCUCUUGCUAGUGGCAAGCAGCCAAGCCGCCAAAGUAACCAGCUCUAGCAGUAAGGAUAGAAUAGGAGACUUUGAAAAAGAGAAACGAGAUUCGAAUAGAAAUAAUGGACUCGAGAAGAGAACGCCGCUGCUGCCUUCAGUUUCAUCUUCAGCCACUCCAGGUGUUGAGUAUGCCAGUACCCAAGAAUCUCAUUCCGAUCAGUCACCAAGUCAGCAAAUAUACGCAACCCCAGCACCUCAAAUUUCAAAGAUAUCAGACGUCCUAGCUCAAGGUGGACCCUACCAAGCCGCCAUCGCAAACCAACUCUACUCCCCUGUAUCCAUCUACCAACCAAGGUUCCCAACUUACGAAGUUUCACCGCCCGUGCCGUCCCAAUUGGCGUAUGCGGAACACUCUUUUCAGCCCCAGAACAUUCAAUCAAUACCGAAGACUAACUUACCCGCCAAUUACCAACCACAAAUUUUGCAGCAAUACGAAACUUCAGUACCCCAACCCAUACCGGCUAACUACCAACAAACAACUUCUCCCAUAUCCAACCAGCCGAUCAACUAUCAACAACCGUUGAUUCAGUAUCAACAGUACACCCCAGAUCAACUCCAGUACGUUCAAGAAUCUAUUCAGCCUCAAACAGCGUAUCGUCAAGAGUUACCAGUUACCUAUCAGGGGGAACAAGCCAGACCUGAACCACAACCUGUGACUCAAAAUAUCCAACAGACGUACACACCACAAUCAUCACAAGGUGCCAUUAGCUACGCCUCUUAUGCACAAAACCAACGUGACCAAUCAGCACAAAAACAACAACAAUCGCAGUAUCAACCACAACCCCAACAACUCAUCAAGUACCAGCUACAGCACCAACCAAUUCAGUAUCAACUUCCUCAAGUACAACCACCCCAAUACCAAGCGCAACCACAGCAGUACCAGGUACAGCAGUAUGAAGCUCCACAGUUCCAAAUCCAGCAACAACCUUAUCAACAGUACCAGCAAAGCGAAGGGAGAGUGCAAUAUCAACCACAGCUUCCGCCUCUUCAAAUUCAGCCUUAUCAACCACAAUAUGUGAAGUCAAAACAGAGUGAGAAACAAGUGUACUUCAAGCAGUUGCAGCAACCAGCAGUCAUACAGCAAAUUCAACUCCAACAUCAGCCACAGGCUGCCCAAACGAAACUGGCUCAGCAAUAUUCACAGGCACCCGCACAAAACUCCGGCUACGCUGCUCAAGUCGCAUUACCGACCUUUCCCCCGGUACAAUACUUUGGAAAAUUUGCACACUCUAUUUUCGGUCAACAAUAA